Messenger RNA from Odobenus rosmarus divergens (Pacific walrus), 1972 nucleotides. RefSeq names its product basic leucine zipper nuclear factor 1 (gene BLZF1). The record is from RefSeq and is a predicted model, not a curated record. Gene Ontology annotation, biological process: Golgi to plasma membrane protein transport; Golgi organization. NCBI's taxonomy places the organism in Eukaryota, Metazoa, Chordata, Mammalia, Carnivora, Odobenidae. The coding region runs from base 318 to 1523 and encodes 401 amino acids. The transcript is spliced from 7 exons. Gene Ontology annotation, cellular component: Golgi membrane.
UUCACUUAGCGAAGCCUUACACCGUACUUGCUGUGUUACUCAGUUUUAAGACACCACAGAGUGUAUUUACUUUUCUCUUUUGGAAAAUUAUUCCGGAAACGAAACCCUGAGAACAGGAUGUGAUUAAUAGUGAGCUAGCAGCUGGAUGUCAGGAAGGCCUGGGCGGGUCAGCUUGGUAAUGAAGAGGAGUGGGCGAAGUUAACCCCGUGACGCGAAGCCCUACAGUCUGUCAAGUGAAGCCCCCUGAAAUCGGAAGAGUAAGGAGCCUGGGCGGUUUUUCGAUAGAAGUUUUGAGGUGCAUUUUCAUUGGUUAAAAAAUGACUACUCUUGAAAAUUUAGAAACCAAAGUCACCCUUACUCCAACCCCAGUCCGAGGAGCAGGAGAUGGAAUGGAAACUGAGGAGCCGCCUAAAUCUGUUGAAGUUACCUCUGGAGUCCAACCCAUAAAGCAUCACAUCCUUCAGAAUCCACGGAAGAAAGCAGUUCCAGGGGAGAGCCCAGGAGUCCUUCAGCUUGGGAAGAUUCUCACUGAAAAAGCAGUGGAAGUUGAAGCCGUAAGAAUAUUAGUUCCCAAAGCUGCUAUAACUCAUGAUGUCCCCAACAAGAAUGCAAAGGUGAAGUCUCUGGGACAUCAUAGAGGAGAACUCCUUGGUCAGUCAGAGGGAAUUAUAGAACCCAGAAAGGAACUAUCAGAGGUAAAGAAUAUAUUGGAAAAGCUCAAGAACUCUGAAAGGAGGUUACUACAGGACAAAGAAGGUCUUUCAAACCAGCUCAGAGUACAGACAGAGGUCAAUCGAGAGUUAAAAAAGUUGCUAGUGGCUUCUAUUGGGGAUGAUCUUCAGUAUCAUUUUGAACGUCUAGCCCGUGAGAAAAAUCAGCUUAUUUUAGAAAAUGAAGCCCUAGGUCAAAACACAGCUCAACUUUCUGAACAGCUAGAACGUAUGUCUAUACAGUGUGACGUAUGGCGGAGCAAAUUCCUCGCAAGCAGGGUGAUGGCAGAUGAGUUAACCAGUUCCAGAGCAGGAUUGCAGCGUCAAAACCGCGAUGCACAGAGUGCUAUUCAAGAUCUCCUGAGUGAACGGGAACAGUUUCGUCAGGAAAUGAUAGCUACCCAGAAAUUAUUGGAGGAGCUCCUAGUGUCCUUGCAGUGGGGAAGAGAGCAAACUUACUACCCUAGUACACAGCCUCACACCACAGCAGAACUAGCAUUAACAAAUCACAAGUUGGCAAAAGCUGUAAAUGCUCAUCUUCUGGGAAAUGUUGGCACUAACAGUCAAAAAAAGAUUCCAUCAACGGUUGAAUUCUACAGCACCCCAGCAGAAAAAAUGGCUGAAACGGUUCUACGCAUUUUGGAUCCAGUUACCUGUACAGAAAGCUCACCUGGUAAUCCAUUUUCUGAGUCUUCACCAACUGCCUUACUUGCUACAAAGAAAAAUAUCGGACGAUUUCAUCCUUAUACUAGAUAUGAAAAUAUAACUUUCAAUUGCUGCAAUCACUGCCAGGGAGAACUUAUUGUCCUUUAACAUUUAGUAUGUUGGAGGCAUGCUACAGGCCCUUGCUUCUUACCCAAGAGUCAUUAUUAUUUGGGAGCUGGAGUUCUUACGAUGGUAGAAUGUCACUUUCUAUUUAAGUGAUAUAUAUCCCCAACAAUGUUUCAUAUACUGGACCACAGAUUAUCCUUUCUUAAUAAAUACCUCAGGGUAAGAAAAGAAUGAAACCAUGUAGAUAUGUUUAAAGUAGAUGAUACUUUCCAGGCAUACAUGAUGCUUUUCCUAAAGGACUCUGAAAGAAAAAGAUCUUACCUUUAUUUUAGGCCCUAAGUUAUACCUUGCUGUGUGUUUAGCGUGAGCAGAUUUAAUUGGGAUACUCUAACGCAGGGUGGGUCAUAUGCAGCUACAGCCGUUCAUUUACUGUUGUCUAUGGUUGUUGGGUUUGGGUUUGGCCCUACAGCAGAACUGAAUAGCUGCAACAG